This is a messenger RNA of Camelina sativa (false flax), 751 nucleotides long. Lineage: Eukaryota; Viridiplantae; Streptophyta; Magnoliopsida; Brassicales; Brassicaceae. The record is from RefSeq and is a predicted model, not a curated record.
AGCAUGACGAUUUCAGGUUGGGUGUUCAUGAUUUCUGUUGGAUUCAAUGCAGCGAUAAGUGUAAGAGUGAGCAAUGAACUUGGAGCUGGGAACCCUAAAUCAGCAGCGUUUUCUGUAAUCAUCGUCAACAUUUAUUCGUUAAUCACAUGUGUGAUCUUAGCCAUUGUUAUAUUGGCGUGCCGCGACGUUUUGAGCUAUGCAUUCACUGAGGGUAAAGAAGUCUCGGACGCUGUUUCUGAUCUCUGUCCCCUUCUUGCCGUAACGCUUGUUCUCAACGGAAUCCAACCUGUCCUCUCCGGUGUGGCGGUUGGAUGCGGUUGGCAAACAUUUGUUGCAAAAGUUAACGUGGGAUGUUACUAUGUUAUCGGAAUUCCUCUUGGAGCUCUCUUUGGGUUUUACUACAACUUCGGUGCCAAGGGUAUAUGGACGGGGAUGAUCGGUGGUACGGUUAUACAAACGUUUAUUUUAGCAUGGGUGACGUUUAGAACAGACUGGACAAAAGAAGUGGAAGAAGCUUCGAAAAGAAUGGACAAAUGGAGCGACAAGAAACAAGAAUUGGUACGCGAAUGAUGAGCUGAUUAGAUUCAUCGGUUUAAAGGAAACACCACCGGGUAGCAAAUGCUAAAAUUAACCGGUCAGCUGGUAAUAAAGGAUGUGGUCUACCUAUAUAUAAUCUUUCUAGAACUCGAUAUAAAGCUUUGUAUGGGCUUAUUUUUAAAACUACAGGUUGUGACUGUCUUGGACUGAAUAG